AUGCAUCUAUAUAUGUACCUGCACUCGCCGAUUGCAGAAAGUCGCAACAUGAUCAGCCAAAAGCUGUCGAGGUCGCAGGCACACAGCACCAGCCGGUGUUGCGUCAUGAUCGCCAGGCGGCCCCGGCAGCUGCUCGGCGCAGAGCUUGCCCUGGAAGUGGCAGUCCAUGCUGGAGUGGCGGGUAAUGGCCGUAUGGCGGAGCAGUGGCCGUCCCGCAGCGCCUUCCACAGACAGGCGGGGCAUGUGACGUUCGUGGCGUAG
Symbiodinium natans is the source of this 261-nucleotide messenger RNA. The record is from the annotation of a GenBank genome assembly. NCBI's taxonomy places the organism in Eukaryota, Dinophyceae, Suessiales, Symbiodiniaceae.